Messenger RNA from Pterocles gutturalis (yellow-throated sandgrouse), 1259 nucleotides. RefSeq names its product ALX homeobox protein 1-like. Gene Ontology annotation, biological process: positive regulation of transcription by RNA polymerase II; negative regulation of DNA-templated transcription; embryonic skeletal system morphogenesis. The record is from RefSeq and is a predicted model, not a curated record. Gene Ontology annotation, molecular function: RNA polymerase II transcription regulatory region sequence-specific DNA binding; DNA-binding transcription activator activity, RNA polymerase II-specific. NCBI's taxonomy places the organism in Eukaryota, Metazoa, Chordata, Aves, Pterocliformes, Pteroclidae. The coding region runs from base 1 to 939 and encodes 312 amino acids. The transcript has 5 exons.
AUGACAUCCUUUAAUGUGUGCCUUGGGGGCUUUGGGGCAUUUCCUAUCUACGUAUGUGUUGAUGAUAAGUAUCUAAAAAUUGUGUUUGGUUACAAUCAGCUCGGACUGAAAGAAAUUACUGAGAAUGUGAGAAAAUCCAAAAACAAGCUUCUUGCGUUAUUUCCCUCCCCCACCUUGUGUACAGUGAACUAUGGGAUUACUAAAGUGGAAGGACAGCCUCUUCACACAGAGCUGAGCAGGCCCAUGGACAAUUGCAACAAUCUCAGGAUGUCUCCAGCAAAAGGGAUGCAGGAGAAGGGGGAACUGGAUGACCUUGGUGAUAAGUGUGACAGCAAUGUCUCCAGCAGUAAGAAGAGGAGGCACAGAACAACUUUCACCAGUUUGCAGCUGGAGGAACUGGAGAAAGUAUUCCAGAAAACUCACUACCCUGAUGUCUAUGUAAGAGAACAGCUAGCUCUGAGAACAGAGCUCACAGAGGCCAGAGUCCAGGUUUGGUUCCAGAAUCGAAGAGCAAAAUGGAGGAAAAGAGAACGUUAUGGUCAGAUCCAGCAAGCUAAGAGCCAUUUUGCUGCCACCUAUGAUAUAUCUGUUCUUCCAAGGACUGACAGCUACCCUCAGAUUCAGAACAAUCUGUGGGCAGGGAAUGCGGCUAGCGGUUCUGUGGUUACGUCCUGCAUGCUGCCACGAGAUACGUCCUCCUGUAUGACACCUUAUUCCCAUUCACCCCGGACAGAUUCUGGCUACACAGGCUUUUCAAACCACCAGAAUCAGUUCAGCCACGUGCCCCUCAAUAAUUUUUUCACUGACUCUUUACUUUCUGGGGCAACCAAUGGACACGCUUUUGAAACCAAGCCGGAGUUUGAAAGGAGGUCCUCCAGCAUUGCAGUUCUACGGAUGAAAGCCAAAGAGCAUGCUGCCAAUAUUUCCUGGGCCAUGUAAUAUAGCAGUACCUUUUCUUAAUUUCCUUUUUUUUUUUUUUUUAAUAGCAAAUUGAAAACAUUUUUAUUUCUCAUAUUUAAUGGACAUAACAAUAAGCUGCUGUGUGUUGAAUGCUAGAAAUCACAAUAUACACAAUGUCUGCUUAAACAAAUGCAAUAUAAUAUUUAACAAUAAAAAAAGAAUAAACCAAAUAGAUUUACCAUGCAUCAAGCUCAACAAGCCCUCUUUGUUUUGGUUUUUAUAUAGAAAUAUGUUUUGUUGUACCAGUUGAUGAAAUAUGAUUAUAGAAUCUGCAAAAAAGAAUAAAACUAUUAAGCAAA